This is a messenger RNA of Ilex paraguariensis (yerba mate), 651 nucleotides long. The record is from the annotation of a GenBank genome assembly. Lineage: Eukaryota; Viridiplantae; Streptophyta; Magnoliopsida; Aquifoliales; Aquifoliaceae.
AUGGAGGGGGUAAAGCAUUUCGUUCUAGUUCAUGGGUUUGGCCAUGGAGCUUGGUGUUGGUACAAGCUUAUAAACUUGCUGAAAUUGGGUGGUCACCGUGUCACUGCAUUAGAUCUCGGUGCAUGUGGGAUUCACCCCCAGCAGAUUAAAAGGAUUGCUUCGGCACACGACUACUUGCAGCCAUUGAUGGACUUCAUGGCCUCUCUUCCUCAAUAUGAUAGGGUGGUUUUAGUAGGUCACAGUUAUGGUGGCCUUUGUAUUUCUCUGGCCAUGGAGACCUUCCCGGAGAAGAUCUUAGUAGCUGUUUUCAUCACUGCCUACAUGCCGGAUUGUACCCAUCCGCCGGCGACUCUCAUACAAGAGUUCUUCAAGAAAAUCUCCAUAGAGUCUCUUAUGGAUUGCCGAUUUUCAUUUGAUCAAGGCCAGCAAAAUCUGCCAACUUCGUCGCUCGUAGGUCCCGAGUAUACGGCAACUAAGGACCUAGAAUUAGCCAAGAUGUUGGUGAGGCCGAAUGGGUUAUUCUUGGAGGACAUGGGCAAGGAAUCCUUGCUUACAGAGGAGAAAUAUGGAUCGAUCAGUAGGGUUUAUGUGGUGUGUAAAGAAGAUGAAGUUAUGGAGGAAGAAUUCCAGAGAUAUGUGAUUGAGACCUGA